GGAGCGGGGCGGAGCGGUGCAGGGGGGGGGCAGGCGGGCGGGCGGGAUUAUUAUGGGCUGUGGGCGCCGCCGCCGCCGCCGAGGAGCCCAAGAUGGAGCUGUCUGCAGUGGGGGAGCGCGUCUUCGCCGCCGAGUCCAUCAUCAAGCGGCGCAUCCGAAAGGGGCGCAUCGAGUACCUGGUGAAAUGGAAGGGCUGGGCCAUCAAGUACAGCACCUGGGAGCCCGAGGAGAACAUCCUGGACUCGCGCCUCAUCGCCGCCUUCGAGCAGAAGGAACGGGAACGGGAGCUGUACGGCCCCAAGAAGAGAGGACCGAAGCCCAAAACUUUUCUCCUGAAGGCUCGGGCCCAGGCGGAGGCCCUCCACAUUGGGGAUGUACACUUUUCUGUCAAGCCCGGUUCUAGCACCUCGUCUCCCAAGCUCCACUCCAGCGCCGCGGUGCACCGGCUCAAGAAAGACAUCCGACGGUGCCACCGCAUGUCCCGCCGCCCCCUGCCUCGCCCGGACCCCCAAAACGGGGGGAGCGUGGGCGGCGGGGCCGGCAUCCGUCCCCCCGUCUCGCCCUUCUCGGAGACCGUCCGCAUCAUUAACCGCAAGGUGAAGCCCCGCGAGCCCAAGCGCAGCCGCAUCAUCCUCAACCUCAAAGUCAUUGACAAAGGCGGCAAGCCGGCCAACGGCACCGGCGCCCUGGCUCGGCCCAAGAUCCCCUCCCGAAACCGCGUCAUCGGCAAGAGCAAAAAGUUCAGCGAGAGCGUCCUCCGCACCCAGAUCCGCCACAUGAAGUUCGGCGGCUUCUCGCUCUACAACAAGCCCUCCGCCGCGCCCGCCCCCUCCCUGGAAGGCAAAGGGGAGGCCGAAGGCUCCCAGGCGGCCUCCUGCGGGCUCAUGAUGGGCUCCACCCCGUACGACGCCCCCAGCUCCAGCUCCUCCGGCUGCCCCUCGCCCGCCCCCCACUCCUCGUCCGACCCGGAUGAUUCCCCUCCCAAGCUGCUCCCCGAGACCCUCAGCCCGGCCGUCCCCGACUGGCGCGAGUCCGAGGUCCUCGACCUCUCCAUCCCACCCGAGUCGGCGGCCACCAGCAAGCGUCCCCCCCCGGGGGGCUGCGGCGGGGGGCAGACGCCUUCCUUGUCCCUUUCUUCUUCCGAGCCGGAGCAGGAGGCCGGCGACUGGCGUCCCGAGAUGUCCCCUUGCUCUAACGUGGUGGUCACGGAUGUCACCAGCAACCUCCUCACCGUCACCAUCAAGGAGUUCUGCAACGCCGAGGAUUUCGAGAAGGUGGCGGCGGCAGCGGGCGGCGGGGGAGGCGGCAGCAAGUGAGCGAGCCAGGUCCCCCCCCUUGCUCCGGGGGGGCCGUGGGGGGAGCUCUCCCUGCGAGAAGUCGUGGUGUGAAUGGCUGUCCUUGGUUCUCUCCUUCUCCCCUGCGCUGUCCCUCGUCCCUCACCGCCGCCCUUCCUCCUCCUCCUCUUCCUCUUCCUCCUCCCUGCCUGCCCGGAGGCUGGAGGGGGGGGAGCAGGAGGCGGCGGUGGGGCUGGCGAGUGGUUGUUUGUCCUUGAGUGUGGUGUUGUCCAACCGGCGGCGGAGCCUUUGGGCCGCUCUUCCCCCUCCUCCCCCUUCCAUCUUCGACAAAAACCGCAGAGGAGCUCCGGAGCCUUGAGGGGCGGAUGGGAGAGGACUGGAGCCCCCACCCCAUGAGCCUUUCCCCCCCCCUCACGGUGCAUGCAGUCUCUUCCAUCCCUCUAUUUCCCCACCACCACCACGCCGACCCUAUAAGUCCUCGCCCUCCUUGGCCCGCGGCCUGGAGCCGCCAUCUCGCGCGGUGCUGCUGCUCCAGGCCCCCCGGGGCAAGGAGGAGAGGGGCGUGAGGUGCCUGCAAGGUGCUGGGGACGAAGCUGGGGCCGUGGGGCCGCCCCACACCACAAACCGUCCCACGUCGGCUUCCCCUUCCCUCCAAAUAUUGGUGCUACCUUGGCAGUUGGCCGGCCGCUUUCAGGUGGCCCGCGCCCUCCUCUUCCUCCUCCUCCUCCUCCUCCUCCUCCUGCUGCAUCUUCCGCCUUGCUCAGCCUUGCAGGGGGAAGAGGGAGGAGAAAGAGGAGCCUGCUUCCAGCCAGAUCUUCCUCCUGGCCUUCAGCACUUGCACUUGCUUGGGGGAGAGGGCAUGAGAUGUCCGUGUCCCCCCCCCCAGCCUUUCCGUGGUGGGAGCGGGGCUGAGGCCGUGCGUCCGUCCCGCAGCCGGGGAAGAGGGCUCCCCACUGCCCUUUUGGGACCUGAAAGGGCCCGUACAACUGUCACCCAAAGGUGCUGGCAAGAAAUAACUGUCUCUCUCGCAUCAGAAGCACGCGUGUGCUGGUCCUCUCCCCUCUUCCUUUUCCUCUCCUUUAAGAGCUCAGUGGAGGCUUUGGGGAUGCGGUCGCAUUCACAGCUGAAGCUUAGGGGCAGGGAGAAAGAGACUUCCCCCGAUCCAUUCACCCAGCUAAGGCUUCCUAUAACUCGUUGGACUCGUGUGCGUGUCUGUAUCAAUACCUGCCUGUAUUCUUUGUGUCUUUACUUUGGCAUCUUCUCCUGUGCCUGGCACACCCGGGGAUCCCUUAUUUUAGCAUAGCCUAUCCGUGCGACUGCAGCUUCGAAGUUUGUACCUAGAGGGAAAAGCUCUGCGGGAAAUAGCAAGGAGAUAUUUCUCUUCUUCCCCUUCUAAAUAACAACAAUAACAACAAAAAAACUCAACUAUUUGGAGGCUGCAGGAUAAGAGGAGCUUCUUUGCAGGGUGGAUGCAAACCGGCCAGUCACUUUAGGUCGUUCAGUUGCUGUUUGGUGUGCGUGUGGUGAUGUGUUUCGUUUCGUGGUAAUGAGGUCCUGAAAAAAAAAAACAAAAACAAAAAACACAAACCGAAGCGUUUAAGUGGGAGAUAAAAAGGGAACUUUAAUAGGAAACUCUUGAUGUGUUUUGGCCAAGGUGUGCUCGCUUGGCAGAAUCCUUUUCCCCAGUGUCUCUUGUGCGGUGUUCUGUGGGGGCGAGGGGGCAGGAGUUGUUUAACCGAAGGGGUUUUGCCUCUCUCCAGAGUGACAAGCGAAGGGGACUGUCUGUGAAGAGCAAAACAGUGGGGUCGUUGUAGGGCUACUCCGCGAGGACCUUCUUCCUGUGGUGAGGAGACAGGGGGGGGCUUGUUGCGGCAGAGGAACUCGUGGUAGAUCCUCUGGAGGAAGAAAGGAGUGCGAUGAAAGGAGUACGAUCCGGCUUGCAGACACAGCUCGGCCGCUUGUGUGACGCAUCCCCCACCCCGGGGGGGUCACCAGGUGGGACCCAAACCCUGAACCUCUGGAUCUGAAACAAAGAUCCUGUGCUCUUUUCGGGUUAGGUCGGCUAACCCGAAGGCAGCAGCAGCCUCAAAAGUUCCCUCAGGUGGACGAGCCGCUUGGGGCUGAGCAACCGACCCUCGGAUUCACGUGGGUCGUGCUCCCCCUCCGAAAUUUUUGCCCAUGCUCCGCAACGGGGAUGGGAGGAAAAGAUCUCCCCGUGCCCUUUAGGAAAGGGCACGGGGUGGAGGGAGGAGUUUAUCUGAAAGUAUCCCCUUCCCUUCCCCGUAACCCCUAGGAAAACAGAAAACAAAAACAGGGAGGUAAUUCUCUGUGUCUGUGCCAUGUUUGUUCUCUUGUUGUUGUGUUUUUAGAGGAGAUUUUAUGAUGGAGUGGAAAAAGUGAAAUGAUUAGUUUUGCAUAAAAAAAAAAAAGAAAAGCUUAAAAAAAAAAUUUCUACAGGGAGAGAGAGAGCGCGAGAGAGCGAGCGAGAGAGAGAGUUUAAAAAAUGACUAAUAAAUGCAGUGAUUGCACAAACUGUAGUGGUUUUAGACGGUCCUUAGAGAAAAGAGUAUUUUGUAGUAUCGAAGCAUGUGUGUCUGGGAUGGUGUUUGGCUUGCUUGAACUGGAGGGAAAGGCGUCCUUGGGACUGAGCAGCCGUCUCCUAGCUGAAAAAGGCAAGUUGCGUGUUGGAGGAACCCCCGUCUGCAAACCCUGCCCGUCCUUGCCUCCCGAGUGUCGGAGUGAGUUCCCUUCCCUCCCAUCCCUCUCCUGUGAGCUAAGGUGGAGUCUCCAAAUGGUUUUUCCCGGCCUUCAGCCAGGGCCGGCCCUGGUUCUGCCCGAGCCUUGGGGCCAGGCCCGCAACACGGAAACAGUUGACUUGACUUUGCAUGCACAGCAAGCUGCUAGAUUUGGGGUGGGCAUGUACCUUUCCUGCCAAAUCGCCGUCUCUCCUCUCCCUCCCCCCGAGGAUUAAGCCCAGCGGGGGCUCACGCAGACUCGCCUCUCCUCCUUUUAGGGUCUCUGAGCCACCAGAGCUUGGCGUCUGAGCAGAAGGUGGCAGGCAGGGGACGCCAGGACAGUUCUCUGCCUGGAUUUCUCUGGUGCCCUGGGCUCGGCGAGGGAUGUCCCGACGCCUCCCUUAGCCCCUGCUGUCCUCGGGAGCUUCCUCUUCUCUCUCCCUCCCUACCCGUCGAGGUCUCUCAGUGCUUCCCGCAGCCUCCCGUCUCGUGCUCUCCUCCCUCCUGGCCGAGCAGAGCGUGAAGCCGAUGAGAUGCGAGCUCCUUUUGGGGUGGAAAACAGAGGAAAAAAACAAAACAGGCUGUGGUGAGCAGGCCCGGCUGUGGUGAGCCACGACUUGAGCUCUGUUUUCGGAGGAGCGUUUCUUCUCCCCGUCCCGACGUUCCCAGGGAGGUUUCUGAAAUAACCGUAACGAAAUAAUGAAACCCAGUCCUGCUCUUUACCAGGUAGGAGCUGUCUCUGAGCUGAGUCUUCCGAGGGAUUUCACUCCCUUUCCCGGCCCCUCUUUGUAGAGGAGGUUUCGGCAGCUGCCUGGAGGCAACUACCUUUUUGGGGGCCUCCUGGCAGCAGAGGAAAAGCUUUCUCUGGGCUCUGCCGUGCUGGGGGUGCUGUCCCAAGUCCCCCCCGCUUCUGCCCAGUCUGGGCCGUGGCAUUAGUGAGACGGCUUGGGAGCAGAUCUUUGUCCCCAGGGAGGUGUGACAAACCUGGAGCGCGUGUCUGGCUAAGUGCUUGGUUUUUUUUUUAUUCCCCCUCGCCUCCUUCCUCCCCCCCUCUUCUGACAAGACCUUUUUCCUCCUUGCCUGGCGCAUCCUUUUACUCCAAUGUCGCUUGCUUUCGCUGCAUCUUUCAAUCGCCCAAUAAUCGUGCAAGAGCUGGGAUCUUAUUUUACUUUUUUUUAAUCUAGAAAUAUCCGAGGAUCAAAGGAACGCCCCCUCCCCUCUGCCACCAGCCCGUCCCGUCCCACCCCGUGCGCGCUCCGUCCUGGCUGCCGCGCUUCAAAAGCUGCCACAGGGCUUCGAGUUCUUCUUCUUUUCUUCCCAUUUCUCCUUCCAGCAGCGAAAGGUGCUGUUCUUGGUCUGCCCAUGGGAGACCAGGCUGUCUCCGGCAGCUCUUCUGAAGGGGCACGGUCAGGACGAGCCCCUGCAGAGCCAGCUCCCAGCAGAGCCCCGGCUCUCCUGGCUUUGUUCUGAGCUUUGUGGGGCUCUGGCUUUGCCCUGGUAUUUAGGGCCUGAGGCUGCCCCCCGGGCAGAGCAGAGGCAGGUAGGUUCUCCUCAGCAGGUAGGUGGCCGAAGGGGCCAGCCUGCUGCGGACGUGGCCUUAGGUCAAGUUCUCAAACAGAAUAAAAAAUAAGUAAAAAUUGGCCGUGAUGACUCGUCUUAGGAAGAAGUCAUCGUACCCGUGCCCCCCUUCUUGCCCCCGUUAGCUUGGUUUGCUGUCCUCCCCUCCUUCCCCCUCUCCCCCGCCGUGAAGCCUUGUUUGCUCCUCGAGAACGGAGGACUCUCUCUCUCUUACUUUGGGAUUUUUUGGUUUCGUUUCUUUCCCUUUUGGGUAGAAAGUCAUCCAGUGGUGGUGGAGGACAGGGGCCUGCCUCAUCUGUUUCUUCCUUUCACCUUCCCCAGUGCCAAGCUUAGGCUCGAAUCCUGCAGGUUCCUGCAACUCUUCCAACGCCGAGCAGGCGGAGGUUGCCCCACUGAGCUCUGUGGUACUCGGGUGCUUCAGCUCCUGCCCGCGCUUGAGUUUUGGCAGCACCAGAGCCUUGCUCCUUCUCUUAGAGAAGGGCAGAAUGAACUCCUAGAGUGCUGGUGGUUCUGGUGCACCCCAUCUGUCCCUUCAUUUCCCCCUCACUUGGCAUACAGAGUGAAGGCGGUCAUUUGUUUUUUUUUAAUUUAAAACAAACCUAAAUAUGUAUCUUGUAAUUUUUUUUUUUAUUUUGAAAAAAAAAAAUGCAUUUAAGAAUUGUGCACGGAUGAAUUGUAUAUCUAUAUAUUUUUUUUUUGUCUUGCAAUUUUCAUUUUAAAUAGUGUUUGCUUUUGUUCUGUUUUGUUUUGUUUUUUUCUUUUUUCUUUUUUUUUGGUGUUUUGUUUUGUUUUUAAUCCAGUUCCCAGCUGGCUAAACUCUGUCUAGAGCGGAUGGGUGGGAGGCACAGCCGCCGGAGGGGCGAUUGAAUCGCCCCUUCCCCUGGCGCUUCCCGCAAAGAAAAAACUGGUUUGCUCCAGGUUUUGGGGGUGGGGGUUGUGCUAAUUACUCUUGUAUUCUUGUACAUUUUGUUCUUUCUGCUGCUCUUGAAUAUUGUAUCAAUGCCAGAAAUGGGGAGUUAAAAAAGAGAAAAAAAAAAAAAAGGAAAAAAAAAUUAACCCCAAUAAAUUGUUACAUUCCAAA
Messenger RNA from Anas platyrhynchos (mallard), 6689 nucleotides. RefSeq names its product chromobox 6 (gene CBX6). Gene Ontology annotation, biological process: negative regulation of transcription by RNA polymerase II. Gene Ontology annotation, molecular function: chromatin binding. Gene Ontology annotation, cellular component: chromatin; PRC1 complex. Lineage: Eukaryota; Metazoa; Chordata; Aves; Anseriformes; Anatidae. The record is from RefSeq and is a predicted model, not a curated record.